AUGGGAAAUCUACACUCCAACAUCACUGAGCGCAUUCAAAGGACCCGAUUUUUCGAGAAGAAAUGGUUCGAUGGAAUUGUAACACGCUUCCGGAAGCUUCGCAAUGAGAUCGUCGCCAAAAUCUGGGCCUGCUUUGCGGUUUUCCGGUUUGAAGAGGUCAGAUAUCAGCACGUGGGUCUAGGAGCCAGACAGACUAUCAUGAGGGCACCACCGAAUCAUACCAUCAAGGCAUUCAGAGGAGAGUAUCAGAAUCCGAUGUCGUUCUGGAUGUAUCAGGAACGGAUUCGUGAGAAUAAUCGAAAUGAAUUGAAGAUCUUGUUUUUUGUGGGCUUGGUUAAUGUUUUCUGGAUCUUUCUGUGUCUUUUUUAUUUUCUUAUGUGA
Caenorhabditis briggsae is the source of this 381-nucleotide messenger RNA. The coding region runs from base 1 to 381 and encodes 126 amino acids. The record is from RefSeq and is a predicted model, not a curated record. The transcript has a single exon. NCBI's taxonomy places the organism in Eukaryota, Metazoa, Nematoda, Chromadorea, Rhabditida, Rhabditidae.